CUCCCAGCAGUCUGUGGAGCAGAUCUGACGGACUGCUGGACUGGAGCAGCUGAGGAAAGUGAAUGGGGACAGCGACAUGUCAUUGAGAGCGCCAUAAUCGCCCAAACGCCGAUAUUUGAACGAGUUCUUCCACCGCCUUUCGCAAGACUACAAAGAGCGGCUUGGUUCCCAGCUGAAUAGCUUUGGAGACAUUGAUUAAGUUGGAGUUUAUGAGAGAAAUAUCGAUUAGACACCGCUGAGGCGACCCUGUCACUGGAUGGACGACAGAGAGCUUGUUCGUACACGAGCCGCCUGAAGAGAGAGACAGCCGUUAGUCCGCGUUUCUCUCACGAAUCCCCCUGCGUGCUGACUGAUAACGACAAAAUAUUGGUUUUAGACUCCAUUUUAUUUUGAAGAUAUGGAAAAAGACGAGGAAACCCCUUCAAAAUGAAAACAUGAAGUCGUCAUUAAUGCGGAUUUAAAUGUGUCGCGCUGAGGGUAACGUUAACGGACGCGCGUUCCCUCCUCCUCACGCUCUCCAAGCUGCUGCAUUUAUCACUCAGAAAUAAUAUUCACACUGAGCAGACGUGGAUAGGAAGAUAGAGAAGUAAGGAGAGGGAUAUUUGAAGCAAUAUGGCUGAUGGCUGGGGCUGGGAGCGCAGGCAGGAGCUCUCCAAAGCUUCUUCUCAAUGCUAGUUGUGGCAGAUGGCAACGGAUCCUAUGGCAGCAGCUCUAGAAUGAGCAGUAAUAUCAAUCUGAAUAAAAACAAGGACUCUUCUGUCUCUAUAUCGAAGAUGGACCUGAUCAUCCCGUUCUCACCAGAAGUACCCUGUGACAACAAUGGUCAGCGCAUGUGGUGGGCUUUCCUCGCCUCAUCCAUGGUGACGUUCUUCGGGGGUCUCUUCAUCAUCCUCCUGUGGAGGACCCUUAAGUACCUGUGGACGGUCUGCUGCCAUUGCAACAUCAAAAACAAGGAGGCACAGAAGGUGAAUAACCCUAUGAACAGUCAGGCUGAUGGCCCAACGAAGAACCAGAAUGAUAAAGAGGAUGUCCCAGUCAGCGAGGUGGGCUGGAUGACCUCAGUCAAAGACUGGGCGGGGGUCAUGAUCUCAGCACAGACCCUUACUGGCAGAGUUCUGGUGGUGUUGGUCUUUGCACUCAGCAUCGGAGCUCUGGGAAUAUACUUCAUAGAUUCUUCAGAUCCUAUAGAAUCCUGUCAGAAUUUCUACAAAGACUUCACAUUACAAAUUGACAUGGCAUUCAACGUGUUCUUCUUACUCUACUUUGGCCUGCGUUUCAUAGCAGCUAACGAUAAGCUGUGGUUCUGGUUGGAGGUGAACUCAGUGGUGGACUUCUUCACCGUACCGCCUGUGUUUGUGUCAGUGUAUCUGAACAGGAGCUGGCUGGGUCUGAGGUUUCUAAGAGCCUUGAGAUUGAUACAGUUCUCAGAAAUUUUACAGUUUUUGAAUAUCUUAAAAACAAGUAAUUCCAUCAAGCUGGUGAACCUGUGUUCCAUCUUCAUAAGCACAUGGCUCACUGCUGCAGGAUUCAUUCAUCUGGUGGAAAACUCAGGGGAUCCAUGGGAGAACUUCCAAAACUCUCAGCCGCUCUCAUAUUGGGAAUGUGUGUACUUAUUAAUGGUCACUAUGUCCACGGUGGGAUAUGGAGACGUCUAUGCAAGAACCACUCUUGGACGCCUUUUCAUGGUCUUCUUCAUUCUCGGUGGUCUGGCCAUGUUUGCUCGCUACGUGCCAGAAAUUGCUGCUCUCAUCCUUAAUCGGAAGAAAUACGGAGGGAGUUAUAACUCAACACGAGGCAGAAAGCACAUUGUGGUCUGUGGUCAUAUCACGCUCGAAAGUGUUUCCAACUUCCUCAAAGACUUCCUACACAAGGACAGGGAUGAUGUUAAUGUAGAAAUCGUUUUUCUUCAUAAUAUUUCCCCUAAUCUUGAGCUGGAAGCCUUGUUUAAACGUCACUUCACUCAGGUGGAAUUCUAUCAAGGUUCGGUCCUCAACCCACAUGAUCUAGCAAGAGUUAAGAUUGAGUCAGCGGAUGCCUGCUUGAUUCUUGCAAACAAAUACUGUGCAGACCCUGAUGCUGAAGAUGCCUCUAAUAUCAUGAGAGUAAUAUCUAUAAAGAACUACCAUCCAAAGAUCAGAAUAAUCACUCAAAUGUUGCAGUACCACAACAAGGCCCAUCUGCUAAACAUUCCCAGCUGGAACUGGAAGGAGGGUGAUGAUGCGAUCUGCCUGGCCGAGCUGAAGGCAGGCUUCAUAGCCCAGAGCUGCCUGGCACAGGGCCUGUCCACCAUGCUGGCCAACCUCUUCUCCAUGAGGUCAUACAUCAAGAUUGAGGAGGACACAUGGCAGAAGUAUUAUCUGGAGGGAGUGGCCAAUGAAAUGUACACUGAGUACCUGUCCAGUGCCUUUGUGGGGCUUUCAUUUCCUACAGUUUGUGAGCUGUGCUAUGUGAAGCUCAAGUUGUUGUUGAUCGCUAUUGAAUACAAGUCAGAGCAGAGGGAAAGCAGAAGCAGAAAGCGUAUUCUGAUCAACCCGGGGAAUCAUGUAAAGAUGCAGGAGGGGACACUGGGAUUCUUUAUCGCCAGCGACGCCAAAGAGGUGAAAAGAGCAUUUUUCUACUGCAAAGCAUGUCAUGAUGACAUCACAGAUCCCAAAAGGAUUAAAAAGUGUGGCUGCAAGAGAAUGACAUAUUCCAAGAUGUCCGUCUACAAGCGAAUGAAACUGGCAUGUUGUUUUGAUUGCGGGCGCUCUGAGCACGACUGCUCGUGCAUGUCAGGCAGUGUACAUAGUAACAUGGACAGUCUUCAGAGGGCCUUCCCACUUUCUUCUGUCUCUGUUCAUGAUUGCUCAACCAGUUUACGUGCCUUCGAAGAUGAGCAUCCGUCAACACUGUCGCCCAAAAAGAAGCAACGCAACGGAGGCAUGCGAAAUUCACCCAACUGCUCACCCAAAAUGACGAGACAUGACCCUCUACUCAUUCCGGGAAAUGAGCAGAUUGAGAACAUGGAUACAAGUGUGAAAAGAUACGACUCUACUGGAAUGUUUCACUGGUGUCCAUCCAACGAUAUUGAGAAGGCCAUUCUGACACGAAGCGAGGCCUCCAUGACGGUUUUAAGUGGACAUGUAGUAGUGUGUAUAUUUGGAGAUGUCACAUCAGCUUUAGUGGGGCUUCGAAACCUGGUGAUGCCUUUGAGAGCAAGCAACUUCCAUUACCACGAGCUAAAGCCCAUCGUGUUUGUGGGCUCAUUAGAUUAUCUGAAAAGAGAGUGGGAAACCCUUCACAACUUCCCCAAAGUCUCCAUCUUACCUGGUACACCAUUAAGUCGAGCUGAUUUAAGGGCCGUCAACAUCAACCUCUGUGACAUGUGCGUUAUCCUGUCAGCCAAUCAGAGCAAUAUCGACGAUGCUUCACUGCAGGACAAGGAAUGCAUCUUGGCGACUCUUAACAUCAAAUCUAUGCAGUUUGAUGACAGCAUUGGGAUCUUGCAGGCUAAUUCCCAAGGUUUCACACCUCCGGGGAUGGAUAGGUCUUCUCCAGAUAACAGUCCAGUGCACGGCUUAGUGCGGCAGACAUCCAUCACCACGGGAUCAAACAUCCCGAUCAUAACUGAACUUGCUAAGCCUGGCAAACUACUGCCUUUGGUUUCAUUCAGUCAGGAAAAAAACAGUGGAAACAACAUACAAAUGAUAACAGAACUGGUGAAUGACUCCAACGUUCAGUUUUUGGACCAAGACGACGAUGACGACCCAGAUACGGAGCUGUAUCUGACCCAGCCGUUUGCCUGCGGUACUGCGUUCGCCAUCAGCGUGUUGGACUCCCUGAUGAGUGCGACAUACUUCAAUGAUAAUAUCCUCACCCUGAUCCGGACGCUGGUCACAGGAGGCGCCACUCCGGAGCUGGAGGGCCUGCUAGCUGAGGAGAACGCGCUGAGAGGUGGCUACAGCACGCCGCAGACGCUGGCUAACAGGGACAGGUGUCGGGUCGCCCAGCUGGCCCUCUACGAUGGGCCCUUCGCAGACUUGGGGGAUGGCGGUUGCUACGGAGACUUGUUUUGUAAAGCAUUAAAAACAUACAACAUGCUGUGCUUUGGGAUCUAUAGAUUGCGCGAUGCACAUUUAAGUACACCAGGCCAGUGCACAAAAAGGUAUGUCAUCACAAACCCACCUUAUGAGUUUGAGCUGGUGCCCACGGACCUGAUCUUCUGUCUGAUGCAGUUUGACCACAAUGCGGGCCAGUCCCGAGUGAGCCUGUCCCACUCCUCCCAUUCCUCUCAUUCAUCCAGCAAGAAGAGCUCGUCUGUUCACAUCCCCGCCACCAAUCGGCAGAACCGCAGCAGCAAAGCACGUGAAGCCCGUGACAAACAGAAUGCAACAAGGAUGAAUAGAAUGGGCCCAGAAAAGAGAUGGUUUACAGAUGAAGCAGAAAACGCAUACCCAAGGAACAUUCAAAUCAAGCCCAUGAGCACUCACAUGGCCAACCAAGUCAAUCAAUACAAAUCCACUAGCAGUCUGAUUCCACCCAUCCGAGAAGUCGAAGAUGAAUGCUGAACGAAUCCCCGGCCUUUACCAUUAUGGAGGGAUUUGGGUCAUCCUGCUGUAAAAGAUGAGCGCUAAUCGUGAAACCAUGACUGAGAUGAUGGCGACAUAUUGUUCUUCCCUUGUUCAACUCAAGGGUUUGAAGCGAUUGAGAACUGGAAGGGACUUCCUGUGUGUAUACCUUUAAUGUUACUUCCGUACUUUUAUAUAUGUAAACAUAGUGAUGUACAUAAUGACAAUCAAGUAAGGAUUGUACAGCCCCUAGCACUUUUUAAAAUUGUUAACAGGCAAACAAAAAAAGAGAGAAAAAAAAAAGUACUUCCUGUGAUUCACUGCAAUAUUUCACCUCUGCCGUGACCUGACUCCAUGCAGAGGGUGUUGUAAUGGAGGAUGAGGGUCACUGUCGUUCACGUCAUCCAAACAUUACCCAAAGAUCAGUCCUGCCGAUUGAGUUACGUAUCCAUCGUCAAUUUAAUUUUGCACUACCGCAUAGUAACUCGAGCACUGCUCAUAGAAGAGUCGAAGCUUUCCCUCAGUUCUCCUCCAGGCUGUGGCUGUUUUGUUCAGGGAAACGAGUGUUUGCGUGACUGUUUUCACGCAUGGUGUGUGCUGAAGGCUGCCUGAUGUAACCUGAACUUAGAGCUCUGGAGAGGAUGCCCAUUUUCAUCCCUACAGACGGUUUAGGCACAUAUACACGUGGAAAUGUUUGUUUUACCUAAUGCAAAUGGCCGUCCCCAACGUAGCUCUUCGGAAUUGGCAAUACAUUGAGGAUAUGCACUACUUCUGUUGAUGUCUUUCCAUCAUUUAUACUUCUGGUGUGGGAAACUGUCUGUGAUAGAGGAUUAUAACAUGUUUGUUUGCAUCUGCGGCUCUGCUAUUUAUAAGACUGAAUGAAACACUACUGUAACCUGCUGAUAAUUCAACAUUGGUUGAGCUUUAACGCCGAGAAAAUAAAAUGCAUAUACACAUUUAAAAAUGCCACAUAUUGCAAAAAGUGGGCAUCAUUGGUUCCUCCUUUGGGUCUAGCCACUGCCUGACACCGUGUUGGCACAGGGGCGGAAAAGUGCUUGGAUGUACCCUGUGACCGACUGUGAUGCCUUAUACUCUAGAGCAAAAGCUCAAUCAUAAUGUUCAAUUAUCAGCCAAAGAUGUAACUUGUAAUACUCUUGCUGUGGACUGAAUGGAUUUGAACGUCACUCACUUACACGACUAUGUUGUACCUUUAAGUAGAACGUAUAUAUUGAUACAAAUGUUUCACAGUCCUUUGAACGUUGCUGCAAGUGCUCUGUCAGAUUUAUACAUAAGUACAUACUUAUUUUUUAUCCAUGAGCUAAUCAUUUUGUACUUAUUUUUAUACAUAUCAGAGAACUUUAUUUCUAAAUGUAUCUUAAUAUCACGUAACAUCAAUCGAGAUCAUUCAAAGAUUUGUGAACCCGAGUCAGAACGGUACAAUCUCAGCUUACCAUAUGAAGUGCUCUUUGAUACUUACACGGGCUGCUUUGAAGGACCUCGAGCUCUACUAAAACAACCUAUAUGCUUUCAUUUUCAUAAGCUAACUGAGGUGAAUACCAGUAUUGAAUGACUGAUGACACGAUGUUGAUCCUCAGACAGACAUGAAUUCAGAGAUUCAUGAGAAGGGACUCUGCUCUUUCCGUAACGAGUCAUAGUAAUAUUAGCGACGUUUGACCUAAAUUAGGUCUCUGUAAAGAGAAGAGCGUGCUGAAGUACUUGAAGCAAACGCAAUGCGAUCAGAUUCAGCAGUGAACUAAUACGAUUAUAGAGGCAAGAAUAGAGACAUUAGCACUCAUCCAUCCAUUGAGCAAAAGAAUAUAAAUGUUAUAAAUUUGCCCGUUCUAAUCCACGUUUAAUUUCUCAAAGGCUCUCAGCUUUGUUUGCCAACUGGACAAUUAGGCUUGGGAUUUUCUCAAUUGUGAUUACAUUGGUGUUGCACUUUGUAGCAAGUAGAUUUCUUAAAAAGAUAAUACCAAUGUGAGUAACUGUAUGUUCAAUUGGAUUGUCUACGUACUUGCUAGCCUAAAAUAAAUAUAUAUAUAUAUAUAUUGAGCUAAAAAGAAUCCAUUGGAGUUAAAGGUCCAAUUUAUAGAUUUCUUUUCUUUUAUGUAGGGUCCUUUCCUUGUAACAAACUACAUUACAAGAAAGGCUGAUGGCACAGUCAAGACAGCAGGUUUCAUUUAAUGACAAAAGUAUAGAUGCAUGUUGAAAAAAGCAGAAAGCAAACUAGCGCUGAGGAUUAUUAACCAUCAGGUUUUUACAUUCCAAUUCAAUGUUACUAUCACAUAUAGUUUGAAAAUAUCGGUUGUUUGUUUACAGAUCUUUCUUUUUCAAAAUCACAUACUCAGGUAGUGAUCAUAAUGACAAAACUACAAAGCUGACGUACAUUUUUUCUUUUACCUUCCGUAGGCCUGAUGAAAGUUUGAGGUGAUUCUGAUAUUUCUUUUCCACUGCAACGAAUGUGCAAUGUUUUAUCAUGCAAUUUAUUUGUACAUCUUUGAAGAAACUACAGUGUACACAUAUCAGAGUUUCUACAGUGCCAUGAAAUGUGUCCAUCUGCCAGCAUCAGUCAGUCAUUGGUCAGUAAUACUGGAUGAAUCUCAUGGCAUCUAAUACUGGCAUGGAGAACAUCCAAGCCACCCUUGCCUCCAUGCCAGCACAGUGCCAGGCAGUGCAUGAAGACCAAAGGAGGAACACCGUAAGACCCACUUGAGCGAAAAGUGGCAUUCAAAUGGGCAUACGACACUUGUGCCUGUGCAAGCUGCUGAAAUCCUAGCACCUUGGUUAUAGAUACUGUACAAGUAAAAAAAAAAAAAAAAAAAAAAACUAUUAAAAAAAAAAUUUUGGGGGGGGGGGGGGGGGCAAUGACUGAAAGAUGCUGGGUAGAACUGACUAUGAUGAUUAGUUUGUCACCUGUCAAUGUAUUCAAAAGUGUUUAAUUAAAGCAACAUAUAAAGCAACCUUACUAAUGUACUAUGUAAUAGCUAUGUAAUACACAACUCAUAUUUUGGCUAUUCUAUUCUAUUGUAAAAGAGAUUUAAGUUUUUGAAACUGUAUAAAGCAAUUACACUGUAACAGAAUAAAUACUCGGAGGGAAUCAAGUCUUAACAUGCUUAACUUGAACAAGGAUUACUGUAUUGUUUCUGUCUUUUCUUCCACUUCAAUAAAUAAUUGAAACAUCCAUCCAUCCAUGUAAUCAUUAGCAUAUUCAUUGCAGGAAAAUGGGGUUUCUCAUAGCAGAAUGACUGAUUUGGAUACCAGAUGUGAAGGAAUGGAUGGUGCUGAGCUGAUCUACCUGACUCUGUCAAAUAUAACCUGCUGAUAAAACAUACCGUCUUGUACAAAACAAAAAAAGAUUGUACAUAAAUUGUACAUGGUUUCUUUUUUGUAUUUUCUGAAAUUAAAAUCGAUGUAUUUGUGUUCUA
This is a messenger RNA of Carassius auratus (goldfish), 7972 nucleotides long. RefSeq names its product calcium-activated potassium channel subunit alpha-1. The coding region runs from base 669 to 4547 and encodes 1292 amino acids. The transcript is spliced from 33 exons. NCBI's taxonomy places the organism in Eukaryota, Metazoa, Chordata, Actinopteri, Cypriniformes, Cyprinidae. Gene Ontology annotation, molecular function: large conductance calcium-activated potassium channel activity. Gene Ontology annotation, biological process: potassium ion transmembrane transport. Gene Ontology annotation, cellular component: postsynaptic membrane. The record is from RefSeq and is a predicted model, not a curated record.